Molecule: messenger RNA, 7040 nt
Organism: Gadus chalcogrammus (walleye pollock)
Lineage: Eukaryota; Metazoa; Chordata; Actinopteri; Gadiformes; Gadidae
Product: zinc finger protein 160-like
Exons: 9
Coding region: 966-3809 (947 amino acids)
Biological process (GO): regulation of transcription by RNA polymerase II; central nervous system development
Cellular component (GO): nucleus
Molecular function (GO): RNA polymerase II cis-regulatory region sequence-specific DNA binding; DNA-binding transcription factor activity, RNA polymerase II-specific
Source: RefSeq, a predicted model, not a curated record
UAUUGGAGUGAGAGGGAAUGAGGUGGUAGAUAAGGUGGCAAAAGAGGCAACAAAAUGUGAGGAAAUUGAAUUACGUAUAAAUAUCAGCAAGAUGGAGGGUAAAAACAUAAUUAAAAGGAAAAUGAAGGAGAAAUGGCAGAAGAGGUGGGAGGAGGAGAGGAAGGGAAGGUGGUUUUAUAAAAUUCAGAGGAAAGUAGGAGAGGCCAGGGGAACAGGAAGGAGCAGAAGGGAAGAAACCGUAAUAUCAAGGCUGAGAUUUGGACAUACAGGGCUAAAUGCAUCGUUAUUUAUUGUUGGAAAACAUGACACAGGGAGGUGUGAUCAUUGUGAGGAGCAGGAAACUGUGGAUCAUGUAAUGAACAGCUGUAGGAAGUAUGAAGUAGAGAGACGACAAAUGCAGGAUAAGUUGGCAGAAAUUAAAGAAAGAUAUGAGUUGGUGAAUAUAUUAAGGAAGAUGUCAGGAGAUAGAUGCUAUAGGCACGUAUUUGGAUAUCUAAAAGAAACACAUUUGAUAAAGAAAAUAUGAAAUCCGGGUAACUCAGGGUUACAAUAGUAAAUAAAGACGCAUAAAGAAACCAGUAGGUGGCGGUAAUGCACAUGUUUGUUUGCCAACUGCCAAUAAAACCAAAAAGAAGGAGAAGAAGAAGACACCGUGGUUUGCAAACGAGCGAAUCAUCGCCGUUGCUUAGUGUUUGGAUGUACAAAUCAACACAAAAGUCUAUAUUUUGUUCAUUCAUCCGAGCCGCUGAAGAACCAGUGGGUUAAUUUUAUUGUCUCUGGAAAUGCGCCAGUCUGCGCCAAUCAUUUCACUGACGACUGCUUCCUCAACUUGGGCCAAUACAGAGCUGGACUUGCUCAAUGUCUGAAAAUCAAGUCUGGAUCAGUACCAGCUCUCCUCGGCUCAGCUACAAACCUCGAAAAAGCCAGCUCAUCAAGUGCUUACAUUCAGCAUUUUCUCUCAAAGGAUGUCGCCUGCCAGAAAGAACACCUGGAAACGCAUAUUUGUAGGCACAAAGCUAUCCUUAAAGUCUUUGCAGCCCCAUUUUAAAAGUGAAGACUGCGAUGCCUUUAGAGACCGUAGCACUCAGCGCAACGCCCCCUCAGAGAUUCUGGGUGAGGACGCCCCUGGCUCCUCCCACAUGUCCAUCCACAGCGAGGAACUGAAGAUUCUGAGCGUCUACGGAAAAGGGGAGGGCCCUUUGGCGACGGACAGCCAUGACACCCUCUUCACCGUGUCUGAAGUGGAGGCCCUGAACUCGCUGUCUGCGGACCACAGCGUGGCCAAGAGCCUGGAGCGCGGCGAGCGGCUGGUCUGCCGCAAGGAGCUGAGUGUGCAGCAGCAGACCCCAGACACCAUUUCAAUCAAGGUUGAAGAGGAUAUUGGUGGAGGCUUGCCCGCCGUGGAAGACUGCGAUGCCUUUGGAGACCGUAGCACUCAGCGCAACGACACCUCAGAGAAUCUGGGUGUAGUCGCCCCUGGCUCCUCCCACAUGUCCAGCCACAGCGAGGAACUGCUGCAGCAGACACCAGACACCAUUUCAAUCAAGGUAGAAGAGGAUAUUGGUCGAGGCAUGCCCGCCGUAGAAGACGGCAAUGACAUCAGAGACUGCAGCACGCAGCGCGGCGCCACCUCGGAGAGUCUGCGUGUGGACGCCCCUGGCUCCUCCCACAUGUCAAGUCACAGCGGGGAGCUGCGCAUCCUGAGCGUUUACGGACAAGGGGAGGGCCAACUGGCGGUGGACGGCCAUGACACCCUUUUUGCCGCGUCAGAACUGGAGGCCUUGAGCUCGCUGUCCUCAGACCACAGCGUGGCCAAGAGCCUGAACUGCAGCGUGCGACUCGUCCGCCUUGAGGAGCUGACUGGGCAUCAGGGCUGCCGCAAGGGCCGGCCCGGUGUCUUGUGUGGAAAGGUUAUUCCCAACAAUGCCAAUAUGAUUGUCCACAUGAGGACUCACUCCGGGGAAAAGCCCUACAAGUGUGACCAAUGCACGAAGGGCUUCAGUCUGAAAAGGCACUUGAAGAGCCACAUGAGGACUCACUCCGGUGAGAAGCCCUACAAGUGUGACCAAUGCACGAAGCGCUGCCGAAGCACAAGCCACCUGAAUUGCCACAUAAUGACUCACUCUGGGGAGAGGCCUUUUAGGUGUGACCAAUGCACGAAGCGCUUCCAGCGGAAAUGCGACCUGAAGAUCCACCUGAGGACUCACUCUGGGGAGAAGCCCUACAAGUGUGACCAAUGCACGAAGUGGUUCAGUCAGAAAAGCCACUUGACGGGCCACUUGAGGACUCACUCCGGUGAGAAGCCAUACAGGUGUGACCAAUGCACGAAGUGCUUCAGUCUGAAAGACCUCCUGAAGCGCCACAUGAGAACUCACUCUGGGGAGAAGCCCUUUUUUUCUCCCUCUGCAGAAGACUGCGAUGCCUUUGGAGACCGUAGCACUCAGCGCAACGACACCUCAGAGAAUCUGGGUGUAGUCGCCCCUGGCUCCUCCCACAUGUCCAGCCACAGCGAGGAACUGCUGCAGCAGACACCAGACACCAUUUCAAUCAAGGUAGAAGAGGAUAUUGGUCGAGGCAUGCCCGCCGUAGAAGACGGCAAUGACAUCAGAGACUGCAGCACGCAGCGCGGCGCCACCUCGGAGAGUCUGCGUGUGGACGCCCCUGGCUCCUCCCACAUGUCAAGUCACAGCGGGGAGCUGCGCAUCCUGAGCGUUUACGGACAAGGGGAGGGCCCACUGGCGGUGGACGGCCAUGACACCCUUUUUGCAGCGUCAGAACUGGAGGCCUUGAGCUCGCUGUCCUCAGACCACAGCGUGGCCAAGAGCCUGAACUGCAGUGUGCGACUCGUCCGCCUUGAGGAGCUGACUGGGCAUCAGGGCUGCCGCAAGGGCCGGCCCGGUGUCUUGUGUGGAAAGGUUAUUCCCAACAAUGCCAAUAUGAUUGUCCACAUGAGGACUCACUCCGGGGAAAAGCCCUACAAGUGUGACCAAUGCACGAAGGGCUUCAGUCUGAAAAGCCACUUGAAGAGCCACAUGAGGACUCACUCCGGUGAGAAGCCCUACAAGUGUGACCAAUGCACGAAGCGCUGCCGAAGCACAAGCCACCUGAAUUGCCACAUAAUGACUCACCCUGGGGAGAGGCCCUAUAGGUGUGACCAAUGCACGAAGCGCUUCCAGCGGAAAUGCGACCUGAAGAUCCACCUGAGGACUCACUCUGGGGAGAAGCCCUACAAGUGUGACCAAUGCACGAAGUGGUUCAGUCAGAAAAGCCACUUGACGGGCCACUUGAGGACUCACUCCGGUGAGAAGCCAUACAGGUGUGACCAAUGCACGAAGUGCUUCAGUCUGAAAGACCUCCUGAAGCGCCACAUGAGAAUUCACUCUGGGGAGAAGCCCUACAAGUGUGAACAAUGCACGAAGGGCUUCAUUCUGAAAGACCUCCUGAAGCACCACAUGAGAACUCACUCUGGGGAGAAUCCCUACAAGUGUGACCAAUGCAAGAAAUGCUUCCGUCUGAAAUGCCGCCUGAAGCGCCACAUGAUGACUCACUCUGGGGAGAAGCCCUACAAGUGUGAACAAUGCACGAAGGGCUUCAUUCUGAAAGACCACCUGAAGCGCCACAUGGUGACUCACUCUGGGGAGAAGCCCUACAAGUGUGACCAAUGCACGAAGUGCUUCAGUCUGAAAAGCAACCUGAAUAUCCACAUGAGGACUCACUCCGGCGAGAAGCCCUACAAGUGUGACCAAUGCACGAUGCGCUUCAGUCAGCAAGGCACCCUGAAGAACCACAUGAGGACUCACUCCGGUUAGAAGCCCUGCCUGUUAGUGCAUUGCAACGCCAGCUACAGCGACCCAAGCAAUUUGCGUGUGCACAUGCUCAAGCACACUUUGACACGGGGUAACGGGACGCUUUGAUUGAGACCUCUGUCCUGUAUUGAUUGAAAUUACUGCUUUUAGUUUUUCUUUUCAUCAUGAUUAAACACCUUCAACUUUUGAUUCGACUGAUUUUCGUGGAGUGUAGGAUUGGCCAGAGGAGAGACCAAGUUGAAUUGCAAUUCACAAUAGGGAUGAAGUGGACAUGGCUGCAAGACAGUUAAAGGAAUCUACACAACAAAGAAGUCUUUGGAUUGGCCUCAGUAUCAAACUUGGUGCCCACAGUUGCAAAUCCAAAACUAUCUCACUAUCUCAACACCUUUCAAUUAGAGAGGGCGGGAGGUAUCUCUAGUUCCAUGGAGAAUGGUUAGAAAUUCAUUGAAAUUGACAUUAUUCAAACGGGGAUUAUAUAAUUUGUAUGUUAAAGUCUGCUUGAUAUUGCCACGACACUCAUUACCCUUAUCUUUGUUAGCUUAUUACAAAAAGCCUGCAAAGUUCACUUGUGAAAUAGACUGCGAUUGAACCCCACAUUAUACAUGAUUGUGUUCAUUCCACUUACCUUUCCAUUCUUUGCGCUUAAUGCUAACUACCUUGGAUGGAUUGUAUCAUAAUGGUUGAAGAUGAACCAUUUUAAAUGGUCCCUGGUUAAAUGUCUAGAUCUCAGUGAUGCUCAGUUUAAGCCGGUCCUUCCUCUAGAAUGCAGCAUUAUUCUAACGGGACAAAGUCAGAAGAUUCCUAGCAUUGGUCACCCUUCACUCCCUGUUUACAGCAGCGGCUGGUGGUGAUCCAAUUCGUCGGUGGGGUGCAGUAAUGGACGGGGGUCCUCCCAAAGAAAAUAUAGAAUUGGUUUCUGGGAUGCCCACUAGCUAAAAAAAUAUUCUGAUUCAUAGCCUACAUCCUGACUUGCAGGGCCUGGACAAGCUUGCACUACUUUCACUUUCAUUCAACGAGCCAUUGCUAUUUGACCCAUGGUUGUUAUUCUGGGGCCGUAUUCACAAAGGAUCUUAGGGCUAAAAGUAGGUCCUAACUGGCGAAUUUAGGAGUAACUCCUAAAAAUAAUGGGCGUGUCACUCUUAAAUUUAGGACUCCUAACUUUUUUCACUAAGAGCAAUUCACAAAGUAUUUUAGGCCUAAAAGUAGCACCUAAGUCUAGGAGAGCUUAAAAGUCCUCAAGAGGACUCCUAACUCAGUAAGACCUAUUCACAAAGAAUCGUAAAAUGCCUGCGAGACGAAAUGUUAGGGUAUUCAACUUGUUGUGGAGUUAGUGCGCGAUGCAAUAACAUCCCCGACUAACAGGAAUAAUCAGAAUAGUCCCGAAAUAAAAUGUUUGGCCACACUACGUUAUUUAGCAACAGGGGAAAUGCAACUUUGCAAUGCCGACGAUUUAAAGAUAUCGCAACCAUCAGUCAGCCGUGCCAUAAACUUUCCUUUGGACAUUCAACAAUUACACAGGAUCAAAGCCAACUUCAUGGCAAUUGCAGGUAUGCCCGGUGUGGUCGGUGCUAUUGACGGGACGCACAUAAAAAUAAUUGCGCCAUCAAAAGACGAGGACGUGUUCGUCAAUAGGAAGAAAGUGCAUUCCAUCAACACGCAGGUUGUUUUUGAUGCAAAUUUUAACAUAGCCUACUGGAUGUUGUUGCAAAGUGGCCUGGAACUUCAGCUACCCAUGAUUCGCGCAUUUUAAUGGUGAGCGGUCUGAGGCAGCUUUUUGAGGUACCAGUUGGGUGUCACUUGCUGGGUGACAGUGCCUAUCCAUGCAACACGUGUCUCUAAACACCCUACCUCAAUCCACAACCGGGAGCACAGUUAAAGUAUAACAUGUAAGUGAUUACGCAGAUUGCGCUUAGUCCUAUGCGUAAAACACAUCGUAUUGGCUCUUUGACGCCUUUUAUUUGUUGAAUCCAUAUUUAUUAUUGUUUACUGAUUUCCUCCAUCUAUGCUAGAGCACACAAACAUACACGAAAUGUUGUGGAGAGAGGAAUUGGGCAGAUGAAACGUCGGUCUCAUGUCCUCCACGGCGAAAUACGCCUCACCCCAGAGAGGGCAAGCACAGUAAUCACUGUAUGUGCCAUUCUACACAACCUCUGCAAGCGGAGGAACAUUCCACAGCCAGACGAUGAUGAUGAUGAUGAUGAUGAUGGCGAUCAACAUGACAAUGAAUUUGGCCCUGUGGAACCGAGUGGACUGGCAUUUAGGGAUCACUUUGAAAACACAGUUUGGGUAAACACCUUGGCACAAAUCAGUCAACACUUGCGUAGUUCAUAACAUUUAUUUUCUUUUACAUUUUACGUAUUUUUAUUGUUUGCUUUCUCUCUCUUGAACGUGCAGGCUACAACGCCAUUAUCGUGGUCUGCACAAAAUUGUCAUCAUGCGUGUAUUCUGCUAACUGCACUAUAACUACUUAAUAGGAAUUAAUUUCUAGCCUAGGCUAUUUCCUGGUUUUUCGGUGAUUCAGUGGGCUCGUCUGAACAACCAAUCACCGAACUGACCGCUUCUAAACUCGUGCACGAGAAUUGCCGUAAUCCAUAGCAACGGCGCGUCACUCUUAGUUCACUCUUUGUGAUUUAUCCUUAGUAAGAGUAGGUCUCAGCGGCUUUGUGAAUAACUUUUAAGAAAAAACUCCUACGUAAAAUGUUUUAGCGCGAGUUAGGAGCACUCCUAGCGGUAAGAUAAAAUGCUUUGUGAAUACGGCCCCUGAUAUUGAGGCAUAUCAUGAUCAAUGUCCUAUAGUGUUUUACCCGAGUCUCAAGGUCUAUUUCAAAUGCUGUUUGGGACCGUUGUAUCAUUUUUUUUUUUUAAAUACAUGCCGAAAGACUUGAUUAAUAUGUAAUUUACUUGAUCCUUUUAAGUAUAACAUUGCAUGAGGAGUCCAUUCCUCCACUGAAAUGGGUAGAAAGUGCUUUUACGACUCUGCUAACUAACUAUCACUUCUCUCUGCAUGUAGUCAUGUUUUGCAAUGCACGAAUGCUGCUGAGGGAGGUAACCUAUUUGAUUAAUUGGCUGAAUUGUCCAAUCGGCUCCAAAUUACUACAAUGAGUUGAAACACAAGACACAGUGUAGUGUCAAGUGUUUCUUUAAUACUCUUGGUAGGAUAACAAACCUACCAUGAUUAAUCAGGGGUUGGGUUUGUGUCGGGUCUCUUCUUUUUCUGUUUAUUGUGUGUGUGUG